UUGCUCAAGGGCCCAACAGGGGCAGCUUGGCGGUGCUGGGGCAUGAACCCUCGACCUUCCGAUCAGUAACCCAGAGCCUUAACUGCUCUGGUUUUAAUUUCAUUCAAUCAUUCAUUCAUCUUCAGGGUCACAACAGAUGCAAAACCUUUCCCAGGGAAAUAGGAAUUCACAGUGGAAUCCACACUCAUUCGCACCUGAGGGAAAUUUAGACUUUCUAAUUUUUUCACUGAAAGCCAUGAUUUUGGGAGGUGGAAGGAAACCAGAGAAUAUGGAGGAAACCCACACAGACACGAGGAGAACAUGUGAAACGAAACCCCACCCGAUCUCAGGAUCAAAAACCUGGAGCUGUCAAGCGGCAAGGUUAGCCCACCUGCUGCACUAUUUAUUUAUUUAUUUAUUUAUUUAUUUAUUUAUUUUGAAAUGAAAUGGUUGGAGUGGAUUUGCUCUUUGAUCGGAGCUAUUAAUGCGCAUGAGGUGCGCAUGCGCUGUUUGCACGAGCUGUCAGUCUCCUUUAAGAUGAUGUAAGGCUUCACUCCCUGAGAACGGUCUCCCCUCCCUGCACUGCUGUAGCAACAUCAUCAUCCAUCCAGUCCCCGGGGCGCGCGCACUGAUCAUACACAGUCGACUGAGCUCAACUUCUAACUGCACCCUCCAACACACACACACACACACACACGCACACACGGACUCAUUUCUAACGGAACUGAUAGUACACAUGACAGUGCACACAUCCCGCAGCAGAUGCGCUCUAAAAAUGAAAUGUUAUUAAAUCCGUAGACAGAAAGGCGCGCCUUGGGAACAACUUGGGAGGCUGAGUGGCAUCAUUCUCAGCAGGACUUUAAAGCACUUUUUGGAAAGCUGAAGGAGAGAAAGGUAAACACCUUGCUCGGAGUGUGUGUUUUGUACUGUACUGUAUUGUAUUGUAGUGUGCAGGGAUUUAAUAGUUACCUGGCUCGUGGUUCUAACUGUGAUGUCUCGUGCGCACUGCGCCGGUUUGCGCGUCGCCUUUCAUAAACCUUUACUAAGCACAACUUUGUGACUUUGUGAUCCGUGUGACACAUCGCAUCAACAUGGCACUGACUGAAAACUGUAGGAUUUAUCAGGCUCCCAAAGACAGCGGCUCGACCCAAACUUCCGAUGUGAUCGAGCUGAAUGUGGGUGGACAGGUGUACUACACCCGGCGCGCCACCCUGACCAGCAUGCCCAACUCCUUACUGGCCAAAAUGUUUGCAUCCAAAAAGGACACAUCAGAGGACAUGGCCCGAGACACGAGAGGACGGUGCUUCAUUGAUAGGGAUGGAUUUUUAUUUCGAUACGUGCUGGACUACUUGCGAGACAAGCACGUCGUCCUUCCCGAUCACUUCCCGGAAAGAGGGCGGCUCAAGCGCGAGGCUGAAUACUUCCAGCUUCCAGAUCUGGUCAAGAUCCUCACAACUGAUGACCUUAAGCGACCAAACCAUGACGAAUACCCUCACAGUGAUUUAGAUGAUGUAUCUCAAGGCAGCGAUCAGAGGUCGUACCCGUCAUCCCACAGGCGCUACGGGUUCAUCACGGUCGCAUCCGCGCGCGACGCGUGCGUCUCAGACGUGAAAGGCACCAGACUGCCGAAACUUUUCGUCUGCGGAAGGAUCGCCCUGGCUAAAGAGGUCUUCGGUGAAGCGUUGAGGGAAAGCAGGGAUCCUGAGCGCCCUCCUGAGCGCUACACGUCCCGGUUCGUCCUCACUUUCGGGCACGCAGAGAGGGCGUUUGACCUGCUUGCGGAGAGCGGCUUCCGGCUGGUGGCGUGCAGCUCGGCGCUCACCUCUCCCCUUUACGCAUCGCAUACGGACAACAAGCAGUGGUGCAAGUGCACAGAGUACGUCUUCUACCGUAAGUCACUAGGCAGAGGGAUUUUUAAGAAAAUGUAUUUCUUUAAAGCUUUAGUAUCAUCAUCAUCAUCAUCAUCAUCAUCAUCAUCAUCAUCCAGCCAGAGUUGGCAGAUUUGGAUUGCAUGCGCCCAAUCCAUUUAAC
Molecule: messenger RNA, 2010 nt
Organism: Ictalurus furcatus (blue catfish)
Lineage: Eukaryota; Metazoa; Chordata; Actinopteri; Siluriformes; Ictaluridae
Gene: kctd16a
Product: potassium channel tetramerization domain containing 16a
Exons: 1
Coding region: 1071-2009 (312 amino acids)
Biological process (GO): regulation of G protein-coupled receptor signaling pathway; protein homooligomerization
Cellular component (GO): postsynaptic membrane; presynaptic membrane
Molecular function (GO): protein binding
Source: RefSeq, a predicted model, not a curated record